This is a messenger RNA of Fibroporia radiculosa, 1587 nucleotides long. RefSeq lists its product as uncharacterized. The transcript is spliced from 11 exons. Gene Ontology annotation, biological process: transmembrane transport. Gene Ontology annotation, molecular function: transmembrane transporter activity. Lineage: Eukaryota; Fungi; Basidiomycota; Agaricomycetes; Polyporales; Fibroporiaceae. The coding region runs from base 1 to 1587 and encodes 528 amino acids. The record is from RefSeq and is a predicted model, not a curated record. Gene Ontology annotation, cellular component: membrane.
AUGAAGAAGUCUGAAGAUGUCCGUGUUACUGCUGCCCUUGCCGUCGAUGACACGGCGUCGACAGAAUCUAGAGAGUCAGUUACAGAUAAUGCGCGCCUUGCUCAGUUGGGUUACAAGAGCGAAUUCAAGAGAGAGUUUUCAAUGAUCGAGACAGUCGCCUUUUCCUUCUCAAUCAUGGCCGUUAUACCAGGCAUAUCCUCAGCACUGACAAUCUCGUUGGUCUCAGGUGGACAUGUCGGCCUUGUAUGGGGCUGGUUCAUCCCUUGUUGGUUUGUGAUGUGCGUGGCUGCAUGUAUGGCAGAGCUGGCGUCGUCCAUGCCAACGAGUGCAGGGUUGUACUAUUUCUCAGCAAAACUUGCACCUCCCAGAUAUGCGGCAUUAGCGAGCUGGAUCACUGGCUGGGCAAACAUUACCGGUCAGGUAACCUUGGUCUGUUCGAUCGAUUAUACUAUAGCAGAGAUGAUCUCGACCGCUGUUUCUAUCGGGACCGACGGAUCGAUCAAUUUGGGGCCGGGGCCUACAUAUGGAAUGAUGCUCGGACUACUCGUGAUGCAUGGAGUUGUAUGCUCGGCGGCGACGAAGGUUCUUGCGCGCCUCAACCUGUUCUAUGCUUUUGUCACAUUCGCUGUAACCGCGGGGGCGAUCAUAGCUCUCCUAGUCUGUCCUGGAGAGAACCGAGUGUCAGCAAAAGAUGCAUUCACAUUGUAUGAGAACCACACAGGAUGGGCUAAUGAGGGAUGGGCAUUUCUACUUGCCUUUACCGUACCCAUGUGGACGUUCACGGGCUAUGAUUCCGCUGCGCAUAUCUCUGAGGAAGUCUCCGGUGCAGCGCGAGCAGCACCAAUAGCCAUUCUCGCGUCAGUGGCCUCCGUCGGCACCCUUGGCUGGAUAAUGUGCAUCGCAGCAUCUUUCGCUAUCCCGUCGGUACCUGAUAUUCUCAACUCCGAGCUUUCUUUGCCAAUGGGUCAGGUGUAUCUGAACAUGAUAGGCAAGGAAGGCGCUCUGGUCAUCUGGUGCUUGACUAUUCUAGUUCAGUUUCUCUGUGGAGCAGCACAAGGAGUCGAUGCCUCUCGCGUUGUAUUUGCUUUUGCCCGAGACAACGCAUUGCCGGGCUCACGCUGGUGGAAACGCAUAAACCCUCGCACCCAAACGCCAGUCAACGCCGUAUGGUUGGUCAUGUUCCUCGCCGGUAUUUGUGGCUUACUCGGGUUUUCAUCUACUGCGUUGAAUUCGCUUGCGAGCGCGUCAGUUAUCGGUAUGUACACGUCGUAUGCGACCCCGAUCUUUCUACGCAUCACAUCGGGGCGGAACAAGCUCGUCCCAGGGCCGUUCACGUUGGGCAAGUGGUAUCUACCGAUAGGGUCUGUGGCUGUUGCCUGGGUUGCGUUCAUAGUUGUGCUACUGUGUUUCCCGACUGCACAGAUUGCAAAUGCGGAUACAAUGAACUAUUCGGUAGUGAUCAUCAUGGCCGUGUUUCUUUUUGCGUCGUGUUGGUGGGUUCUUUCCGCGCGGAAAUGGUUUGUGGGUCCAUUGCCAAACAUCGACGACCGGAGUGUGUUGGAAUCUAUAGAUGAUGUCAAGUUAUGA